AAAGGGGCCCUUUCUCCCAAAUCCGGAGCAUAUCAUAUCCCACCCGGCAAAAUCACCCAGCGGAUCAGCGCGCAAGGAAGAAGUGAGACAGUUCCCCAAGUAACCUGCCUAGCUAGCUCCUUUCGUCCUCCACUCCGCCGCACGCCCCCACAGUCACACCAACCCAACAAGUUCUUCUCGAGCUCUCUCCUUCUCUCCUCUCUAGCGCGCGCGAGCACAAGAAAGAGGCAGUAGUAGUAGUACGUGCGCGGGUGGCUCGAGGCAGCCGUCGGUCGGCCGUCAGAUAUCGAGGUGGCCAUGUCGGCGUCCCCGGAGUUCUACAAGCCGGCGCCGGUGUUCUCGCCGUGCAGCUCGCCGCUACUCCUGCACGGGGACGCCGUCGCCGCAGCAGCAGAUCAGGGAACCGCGUGGGAGGAGCAGUGCUGCCGGACGCCGAAGGGAGCGGGGACCGGGCUGGGGCCGGCGGCCGGGACGUGCCCACCGGCGCCGAGGAAGCCGCGGGCUCCCGCCGCGCCGUGCCGGAAGCGGCUGUUCGAGGUGGAGGUCUUCAGCCUGCGGCUCGAGGAGCUGGAGCGCCUCUUCUGGCGCCCGCAGCCGCAGCCGCAGCGCACGCCGCCGCCAGACAAGAAGACCGCCAAGCGCCGCAGGGUGGCUCCUCCGCCGCCGCCACCGCAGCCGGAGCCCAGCAAGAGCUAGUAGCUGGUAACAGUAGUACUGCUAGUAGUAGCUCAGGCCAAGCGGUUUUGGCUUGCUGGUGCUGGUUCCAGCUAGUAGCCGGUGGUAAAGAUUUGCGUUUUUACUGCUGUAUACUUGCACUCUAUACUAGGUACUGCCCUAUUUCCAGCAGUUCCAUGUAGUUCCUGGCAGUAGUAGUACCCUAGCUAGGCUGUAGUAGUAUCUCCUGCUUUUUUACUGUAUGUCAUGAUAUGAUAGCGUCAUAGUGUGGUGUCAAGGUGCAGUAGCAAAAAUUUACCAAUAGGCAGGUUAAAAUUUCGUUUCCAGGCAGUGCAGCCUGUAUAAAUGUGUAAUCGAUGCUGUAUAUCUCUGCCCAUGUUACCAGUCUCAUUAUUCCCAAUGCAACUCCUGUGUCUCUAUCC
This is a messenger RNA of Brachypodium distachyon (stiff brome), 1097 nucleotides long. Its product is annotated as cyclin-dependent protein kinase inhibitor SMR1. Gene Ontology annotation, biological process: regulation of DNA endoreduplication. The transcript has a single exon. Lineage: Eukaryota; Viridiplantae; Streptophyta; Magnoliopsida; Poales; Poaceae. Bases 298 to 696 code for a protein of 132 amino acids. The record is from RefSeq and is a predicted model, not a curated record.